This is a messenger RNA of Exaiptasia diaphana, 670 nucleotides long. Its product is annotated as peroxiredoxin-5, mitochondrial. Bases 29 to 589 code for a protein of 186 amino acids. Gene Ontology annotation, biological process: hydrogen peroxide catabolic process; cellular response to oxidative stress; cell redox homeostasis. Gene Ontology annotation, molecular function: thioredoxin peroxidase activity. The transcript is spliced from 7 exons. NCBI's taxonomy places the organism in Eukaryota, Metazoa, Cnidaria, Anthozoa, Actiniaria, Aiptasiidae. Gene Ontology annotation, cellular component: mitochondrion; peroxisome; cytoplasm. The record is from RefSeq and is a predicted model, not a curated record.
AACAAUUAUCGAUUGAUUGUGGAAGGCCAUGUUUUCUAUCUCCAGAAGGUGUCUCUCUGCAGCCGGAACUUUCUUGUGURGAAAUAUUCGAACAUCAGCAAUCACAGCCAUGCCAAUUAAGGUUGGAGAUGCUAUCCCACAAGUGGAGGUAAUGGAGGGGACRCCAAAAGAUACGGUUGAUGUUUCAAAGUUAUUUGAAGGGAAAAAAGGAGUUUUGUUUGCAGUACCUGGUGCAUUYACUCCUGGCUGCUCAAAGACACAUCUUCCUGGAUAUGUUGGAGAUUACAGCAAACUAGUGGAAAAAGGUGUUGAAGUUAUUGCUUGUAUCUCAGUGAAUGACCCGUUUGUGAUGGCAGCCUGGGGAGAGGCCAAUGGAGCCUCUGGAAAGAUCCGCAUGCUUGCAGACACCCAUGGAGCUUUUACAAAGGCUGUAGACAUGGAACUAGAUGCAACACCAUUCUUAGGAAAUGUCCGUUCUAAAAGGUAUUCCUUGGUGAUAGAGAAUGGGAAGGUCACACACAUUAACUCUGAACCUGAUGGGACAGGUUUGACUUGCAGCUUGUCAAAUCAAUUGUUAAGUCAACUUUGAACAUGAAUGCUAGUACAUAUAUAUAUAUAGGUUUUAUUCAAAUAAGCUGAAUAAACUGUCUACUUUAGGAUCAUUACACUU